This is a messenger RNA of Bactrocera latifrons, 932 nucleotides long. Its product is annotated as farnesol dehydrogenase-like. Bases 111 to 857 code for a protein of 248 amino acids. The transcript has 2 exons. The record is from RefSeq and is a predicted model, not a curated record. Lineage: Eukaryota; Metazoa; Arthropoda; Insecta; Diptera; Tephritidae.
UCUACUGUUGCUCAAUUUAGUAAUCGCUUGCAUUUCAUGCUGAACAGUUAAUUAAAAUUAAAUAAAUUUUUUCGUUAAAUUCCACUAAGUAACUUUUGAAAAUAUUUAACAUGGAACGUUGGUCAAAUUGCACAGCUGUAGUCACCGGUGCCAGUUCUGGCAUUGGUCUUGCCAUUGUUAAGGACUUGCUGAAGGAGAAUAUGCGCGUUGCCGGCUUGGCUAGGCGCAAGGAACGCAUGGAGGAAUGGCGUGCAACAUUGCCCGAGGAACAGCAGAAGCGUUUUUAUCCCGUCAGCUGUGAUGUCUCAUCGUUGGAGUCGGUUAAUGAAGCCUUCGAUUGGGUUAUCAAGAAUUUGAGUGGUGUCGAUGUGUUGAUCAAUAAUGCUGGCAUUUACAAUGCUGGACAAGCCACCGAAAUGGAUCCGGCCAAAUUGCAAGAGGUAUUGCAAACCAAUGUCAUGGGUGUGGUCUAUUGUACACAACGCGCUUUCGGUUCAAUGAAGGAUCGUAGUGUUGACGGGCAUGUGGUGAUCAUUAAUAGUGUUUUGGGGCAUUGUGUGCUACUUAGUGAACCGCAUACGUCGCCCACUUCCAAUUUGUAUGCGCCAAGUAAAUAUGCGUUGACCGCUUUAACGGAGGUGUAUCGUCAGGAGUUCCGUGGACUUGGUACCAGAGUUAAGAUCACUAGUGUCAGUCCCGGCUUAACCGAUACCGAUAUUGUGGCGGCACGCUCGCGUGGCGGCAAACGACCAAUUCUACAGCCAGAAGAUGUUUCUCGCUGUGUAUUAUUUACACUCUCGACACCAGCUCAUAUGCAAGUGCAUGAAAUUAUAGUAAAGCCAAUGUUGGGCGAAUAGAAUGGAGUAGAUAUUAGAGCUGAGCUGAAUGAAAUAUUAAAAUACUAAAUAAAAGUUAUAGAAAAUAUUUGUGUA